GUCAGUUCCGGGGCGGGCCCGGAAGCAGCCGUUUGUUGUUGUGGUGGAGGCGGCGAGGGCCACUAUGGUGUGCGAGAAGUGCGAGAAGAAACUCGGCACGGUAAUCACUCCCGAUACGUGGAAAGAUGGUGCAAGAAACACCACAGAAAGCGGUGGCCGCAAGUUAAAUGAAAACAAGGCAUUGACCUCAAAGAAGGCAAGGUUUGAUCCUUAUGGAAAGAACAAAUUUGCAAUAUGUCGGAUUUGUAAGAGUUCUGUCCAUCAGCCAGGAUCUCACUAUUGUCAAGGAUGUGCCUAUAAAAAAGGUAUCUGCUCAAUGUGUGGCAAGAAGGUGUUGGAUACGAAGAACUACAAGCAAACUUCUGUCUAAUUGUAUUGACUAGUCUUUUUAUGAACUUCAACGUUUGUGUCUUUAUACAGUUAACUUUUCUCUAAAAUCAUUUGUGAAUGUUACUUUCUGAAAGAUAAUACAUUUACUUGGAAAGGGAUGAGAGGUAAAGAUAGCCUGAUUGUUUGCCUAGUAAUGUACAUAAUAUUUGAUUUUUGUUGUUUUAGCACUAAUGUUAACUGAUAUUUAAAGGUAAUGGUUUGCUGCAACUGGUACAGUUCAAAGGGAAUGAGAGGAUCCUAGUGGAUAGGUUGAAACUAUGUUACCGUAGUAGCAGAUCUUGAAGGUUUUAUUCUUUUGCCACAUCUUGAGUCUUCUGUUUGUCUGAUAGUAAUACUUUAUAUGAGCUUGUAUCACCUUAUUAUAAUAGUAUCCACGUUUAGCUCAAUGCUUAUAGGUAUUUAUAAUUACUCUCACCCCAAACUAUUAUGUCCUCCCCUCUAAGUAUUGCUCUUCAGAUUUUAAUGCAAUCGUCCUGUUGAAUUUUGUUUCUGCCUACAGUAGGGUUGGUUAAAUAACAAAAUGUUAAACUACUGAGCUCUGAUGUGUUACUCUGCCAGUUCUUACUUUGGCAUAAGACUGAUUAGCUAUUCCUCUGUUAGCCUCUAAGGAAGCUUGACACACGGCAUCUGGUGGCCCAAGGCAAUAAAAUAACAAGCAUUGGUUUCUAAUGCCAGGUCUGAGUCCCAUCCUUUCCUAAGUUGGUGUGGCUUUUAAAUGGUCGGUUUGAAACUGGCUCUUGAAUUCUUUGAUGUAAUUGCUUAUAUACAUGUCAAAUAUGAAAGAUCAAAACAGGCUGCCCUCUCUUCAGUAUUGCUUUGGUGUAAGACUUGAAGUGAGCCUCUCUGAAGAGGAGAGGCUGAGUGUGGCUCUGUGUUUCUUUUGUCCUUUGGUUAGUUUCUACAUAAGAAAGCAAUUUCUGUUAUGGAGAGUAAUAAGUGUUCACUGUGCAUGCAUUUUAAGGGAAAAGAACAGUACUUUUAAUUCAUGGUGGGGUUUUAACUAGACCUAUUUAAGUGUUUACUCCUACCAGCAAUCUCCUCUUGGCAAUCUCUUACACUUUUGCAACUUUCUUUCAACUGUAACAGAAAAGCUAUCAAUGGGAAUUUCCCUAUCAAUAGAUACUCUGGUUUAGGUUUCCUUUUGUUCUCAUAUCUAUUACUGAGACUAAUGGAGAUUGAAAAAUCGCUGUUCUUUCUAUGUGUUAGUGGGAGAAAAUAAAGAAUACUAGGGAUGUAGUUAUCCUCUUUGCUCUUGGCUCCUGCCAUGCUGUGGUUGCGCUGUAAGUAGCCCUCUGAAGGGGAUUGCCUGACAUUUCCUGUCACCCUUAACUGUCCUUCAUUGAGCAUUUGUCACCAAAGUUUUAUGUACCAAAUGCGUUGACAUCCUGCAGUUGCUAAAAUAGUAAUUCUUUUCAGCAUUUUAUCUACUAAGAAGCUUUGUGAGGAUAGUGGAGUGAGCUGGGUCCCCCAAAAGAAGAGAGGAAUGUUGCUGCUUUUCAUUUGAAAAGCUUCACCCACCCUAACAAUUGAAUAGAAGUAUGUAGAUUAUCUGGCUGCUGAUAGGUGGCAUCCUGCAAAGUUGUUUCCACAUGGUGAUGGCCACUUGUUUCCAAACACAUUGAGGAAUUCCAGUAUUAGUGUACAUAUCCAUGGCACGUCCUUUGUGUGGAUGCAAAGAAAAUGUCUAUAAUUAGCCUCAAGUUUUGCAGCAAGUGCUUGUCGCCAGAACGUGUGGUGAUUUCACAUGGCAGAUUCUCCGAUACUCUCUGAACUCUUCACCCUUUAUGGGUGUGUUCUAUAAGAUUGAUUGAUUUUUGCUGUUCUCUGAGUAAAACUUCUAUUCUUGGCUUCCUAAAACUUGUCAGUAUCUCUGUUUGAAAAGCAUUACUGUUUGUAAUUCUUGCAUGCGGUGUUAUGAAUUGAGUGUUUAUUGCACUCUGUAAUUAUUGGCACUGAAUGAACUCUUACCUUAUUUUGUAACUGAUAUAAGAACAACAGGGAUUUAAAUAGUAUGAUCCUUUGUUCAUGAUUAUUUUUGUGAAUAGAGCUUUUAUGCACCUGCA
This is a messenger RNA of Chroicocephalus ridibundus (black-headed gull), 2453 nucleotides long. RefSeq names its product CXXC repeat containing interactor of PDZ3 domain (gene CRIPT). Gene Ontology annotation, cellular component: dendrite. Gene Ontology annotation, molecular function: microtubule binding; PDZ domain binding. Gene Ontology annotation, biological process: cytoplasmic microtubule organization. The coding region runs from base 65 to 370 and encodes 101 amino acids. The transcript is spliced from 5 exons. The record is from RefSeq and is a predicted model, not a curated record. NCBI's taxonomy places the organism in Eukaryota, Metazoa, Chordata, Aves, Charadriiformes, Laridae.